This is a messenger RNA of Cololabis saira (Pacific saury), 1457 nucleotides long. RefSeq lists its product as uncharacterized. Gene Ontology annotation, biological process: response to bacterium. The record is from RefSeq and is a predicted model, not a curated record. Lineage: Eukaryota; Metazoa; Chordata; Actinopteri; Beloniformes; Belonidae. The coding region runs from base 1 to 987 and encodes 328 amino acids. The transcript has 5 exons.
AUGGCUCAGAAAAUUCAUCUGACAUCAUCCUCAUCAGUAAAUCAAGAAGGUAGUUUUAUAUCUGCUCAUGUGGGAGAUAGUGUGACUUUAAGGUGUUUUCAUGACAAUGUAUCAUUGCUCUACUGGUUCAUGCAAUCACUGGGAGACAAACCAACAGUAAUAUCGACCUGCUAUGUUUAUUCCAAGCGAAUCACUUUUUAUGAAAAAUUCAAUAACAACUCCCGCUUCACGUUGGAUACAGAAAAUCGUAAUUAUCACCUGACAAUUUCAGAUCUGAAACAUUCAGACUCUGGUACAUACUACUGUGCAGCUCGAGGUCCACUGGUUGUGGAUUUUGCGGAGGGUACUACACUCAGUGUGAAGGAUUCAGAUUUAAACAUCCAGUCGUUGAUCCAUCAGUCGUCAUCUGACACCAUCCAGCCAGGAGACUCAGUGUCUCUGAACUGCACAGUACACACUGGUAGCUGUGGAGGAGAACACAGUGUUUACUGGUUCAAAGAGUCAGAAAAAUCACAUCCAGCCCUCAUUUACACCCAUGGAGGCAGGAAUGAUCAGUGUGAAAGGAAACCUAACAUGCAAACACACACCUGUGUGUACAACCUGAUGAUGAAGGACCUGAAUGUGUCUCAUGCUGGGACCUACUACUGUGCUGUUGCUUCAUGUGGACACAUACUGUUUGGAAACCAGACCAAAUUGGACUUCACAUCAGGUGACUCUUUUCUGGUGUAUUUCUUGACUGGAACCUUGACGUUCACCUCCAUCCUAGUAGUUGUACUUAUUUUCCAAAUAUACAAGAUGAACAAAAUAAUUCAAUCUGCAGAGGAAAGGUUUCCAGCUCCACCCGCAGCAAGCACAAGGUGUCCCAAUCAAGACACAGCUAGUCCACAAUAUGCUGCUUUAGAUCUUAACCAAGCCAACAGAUCCAGAAGACAGAGGAGCACCACCAACAGCGAUUGUGUUUAUUCCAGUGUACGGCUGCAGUGCUGAACUUGUUUAGCUGUUAAAGGAAUAAAUGUUUGAUAUCCAGGUAGAUAUAAAUCCCUUUGUACUUCACCUUUGUUCUGCAGCAAAAAGAUAAAAACUUCAGUUUGCGCUAAAGUUUGGCACUAGUGAAAUUUGAAGGUCCUAUAUUGUCUUUUCGGUCUCAAGCAGAAUGUUUCUACAUUAAAACAUUUUGUUUUAUCUCUUUUUAUCUAUUUACACAUGACUAAAUAUUUUAAGCCCAUAAUAACACAUAUCAAAUUAAACAUUGAAUUAAUCAGCUCAAAUGAGAUUUACUCUUUGUAAAUUUAGUAAUCUCCAUUUAGUCCUAUAAGAGUAUUUUAGAUAAAAAAUGCUUAAAAUGCUGGAUGUGAGUGUAUUCAGUUGCAAGUUAAUAAAUUCUUAUUUUCAGAGCUUUCGCUGGUUAUAUUCAGAUACUGCAUCACUGUCCAUUAUUUGCUCCUGUGUUGUGUUUC